Molecule: messenger RNA, 3362 nt
Organism: Eriocheir sinensis (Chinese mitten crab)
Lineage: Eukaryota; Metazoa; Arthropoda; Malacostraca; Decapoda; Varunidae
Product: cell adhesion molecule 1-like
Exons: 9
Coding region: 1598-2503 (301 amino acids)
Biological process (GO): synapse organization
Cellular component (GO): neuron projection membrane
Source: RefSeq, a predicted model, not a curated record
UUAAGGGAGGAAACGAGAAAGAAGAAAAAGAAUAACAGGAAAUACGUCAGGAGGAAAGGAGAGAGGAAAAGAAAGCAGGAGAGAGGGAGAGAAGUAGAGGAGGAGGGUGGAACGCGUGCGCGGGUGGGCGGGGAAAGGGGCGGGAGAGAGGACUACCCAGCUGGUCUUCACUCCGGCAACGCGGCCAGCAAGACUCGCAGCCGACCCGCCUCAGCUGCUGCCGCCCGAAGUCACCCUCGCCAACCAGCCAGCCCGUCAAGUCAGGCGAAGGGAGGCAUCUGCAUAUCGCGCGCUCGACCACUCCACUUCCCUCCUCUUCUUCUCUUCAGUCCGCGGCGUUCAAAAGUGAAGAGUCAGGAAGAGUUUUGAGAAUAAAGACUCGCCACGCCCCAUAGACUCCCUAUAGACUCAACUACAUAACCGGAUCCGAAAGAAAGACUGCAAACAUACAAAACGCAAGUGGAAUUGAAAUCUUGCCUCACGUUCUAAGUCUCUUUCUCAUUCUUUCGUUCAUUGGUGUUAAAAGACUCGCCACGGCCCAUAGACUCCCUAUAGACUCAAAUAUACGACCGGAUCCCAGAGAAAAGCCUUGAGAAACAUACAUUCCCAAGACGGUACAGAAAUAGAACUCCCUUGCUUUCGGUUCCUCGCGAGUUUUGCUUUUGCGUUCAUCGGCGUGGAAGGACAAGCCAGUCAGUUCGUUCUUUCGCUCUCUGGACGAGGAAGAGGACGACGAGGAAGAGGACGAAGAAGAAGACGCAGCGAGGACAACAAAGACUCGGUGCUGGAAAACUUGCCUCGCCUCGCCUCGCUACGGGAUAAAAAAAGAAAAGAAAAGCGAGAGUAAAAUAAAGGAAAAACGAGAAAAAGAGGAGGACGACAUAAAGGAGAAUCGUCCUGAAACUUGGCUGCAAAAGGGAGAAAAAAAAAGAGAGAGAAAGAAAGACAGUCUAGCUCUCUCUCACUCUCUCCCUCUCUCUCUCUAGUCAUCUUUCUCGCGCCUCAUUCUUUGCGCUCUUCUUUAUCAGCCUUCCCCUCCUCUUCUUUCUCCUCCACCUCCUCCUCUUCCUCCUCCUCCUCCCCAUUCCUCAUUUAAUUACUUUCUUUCACUUUUCGUCUUUCUUCUUCUUUUUCUCCUUUUUUUUCUCUCUCUCCUUCUCCACCUCCACUUUUGUCUAUCUUCUUUUCUCUCGACUUUCUCUUCACUUUCUAUUACUUUUCUCACUGCUAUUUCUUUUCUUCCUCCUUUUCUCUCCUUCGUCGUCUGCUUCUUCACAUUUAUUCCCUUUCUUUCCUCUCCUCUUUCAUCACCUUUUUCCUUUCUUUCUGAUUUCUUUCUCUUUUUCCUUCUCCUCCUCCUCCUCCUCCUCUUAGUCUUUUACCGCAUCCCUCUCCUCUUACUGCUCCUCCUCCUCCACCUUUCUUUUCUUCCUUUCUCUUCUCCUAUUCCCUCCUCCUCCUCCUCCUCCUCCUGCAGCCUCUCAUCUAUCCACCUUCUUUUCACUCGACUUUUUCCGCCUUCUACUUCUUCUCUCCUUUUCUCUUUUCCUCCUUGUGCUCCUUCUCCUCCUCCUCCUUCUCUCUCCGGCAACACCUCAUGAUGGGCGUCACAGCUGCUCUCCAUCACCUCCUCCACCAGCUCCUCCUCCUACAGCUCCUCCUUCUGAUCCUCCUCGUCAGUCAGCCGACCCAAGGUCUUCAGGAGGCCCUCAAAUCAGCCCCUUCAGCCAUAUCCGCCACGCCAUCCAAGAUCACGUGGGGCCGAGGUAACACCAACAAGGCUUACUUCGCCAGCGUGGCCAACACCAACAUAACGGUGAUGGUGGGUCAGCCGGCGAGACUUCCCUGCAGAGUCCUCAACCUGGAUAAGCGGGACUCAGGCACGGUCAAGGUGUCGUGGAUUCGUCAGCGGGACCUUCACAUCCUCACCGUCGACAUCUUCACCUACACGAGCGACGAGAGGUUCAAGGUCUUCCACCCCGAGAACAGCAACGCGUGGCACCUGGACAUCUCUUCUGUGACCUUCCGGGACUCAGGUGUGUACGAGUGCCAGGUGUCCUCCAGCCCCAAGAUACACCUGCCCAUACACCUCCACGUGCAAGUCCAGCAGGCGCGGGUGGACGGCCCUCCGGAGGUGUUCGUGCAGGAGGGCUCCACCAUCAAGCUGCUGUGCUAUGUCAACACCCGUGAGGAGGACCUGGGCACCCUCGCCUGGUACAGAGGCAACACUGAGCUCGACUACGACUCCCCGAGGGGCGGCGUAAGCGUGGAGAUCGAGAAGACACCAAAGUGUACCACCUCACGGCUCUUCCUGACACGGGCGACGAAGCAGGACUCCGGAAACUAUACCUGUGCACCCACCGAGGCCCAGCCCUCCACGGUGCUCGUCCACGUCGUCAGGGGGGAGGAGUCGGCCGCCGUGCAGACUGGCAGUUCGGUUCCCGCGCGGUUUGACGAGAGGCUUUUGUGCUGGUGCGUGCUGCUGCUGCUGGCCCACAGGUGACCGGAGACGUAGCCGGUGAAUCGCCAAGUCACGCCACAAUACCACCACACAACGUCAAGCCAUGGGAAGCAGCCGGCCUCCACGUGUUGAACGAUCUGACUCCUCACACUCUCUUCCUCUCUAUCUCUGUUCUCUCUUUCUCUUUUCUCUUUCUGGUCCCUUCUUUAUCAACUUUUCUUCUCCUCCCUCUUACUUACCUCACUUCUUCAUACUCUAACUUUUUCUUUUUUCUUUUCAAUGUUUGUUUUCUCUCUCUCUCCCCCUUCUUCCAUAUCCUACUUUUCCCUUUCAAUACCAUCCAGCAUUUCACUGAUCAAUUCUCCUAACCUGCUUUUUUCCAUGUUUUGUUCUCCAUUUUUUCCUCCCUUCCCUCAUCCAUCCAUCAUUCCAUCAUCAAUCAUUCUUUCCCUCGUUCCUUGUCUCUCCAGAAUGAACUGUAAUCCAUAUUUUUUUCAUCCGAUUAUUCCCAAAAUUUCGGUCACUCAACGCUAACCUGCUAUCCUUAAGUUUUCUCUUCCUCAUUCUCUCCAAUACAUCCAUCAUUCAGUCUCUUUCCCUGUCUUUUGAUACCGGCUUAUUUUUUUCCAAUCCUCUUUAUUCCCCUUUCUUUUCAUUAUCUCUUUGUAUCCACCUUAACAUUAUCACAUAUUUUCUCAUUCCCUUUCUUCUUCUAUGCCUGUUUAUUUUCUCCUUUCUUAUUCUACUGUUCUACUUUUCCCUCCUUAGCUCUCUAUACUACUUUUCUCUCUUUCUCUAUUCUCUUUCCAGUCACUUUGUAUCAACUUUUCUUCUUCUCUCUUUUACUUACCCCACUUUUUGAUACUAACUUUCUUUUCUUUUUUUUCAAUGUUUUUUUGUU